Molecule: messenger RNA, 5761 nt
Organism: Pangasianodon hypophthalmus (striped catfish)
Lineage: Eukaryota; Metazoa; Chordata; Actinopteri; Siluriformes; Pangasiidae
Gene: arhgap45b
Product: Rho GTPase activating protein 45b
Exons: 23
Coding region: 512-3976 (1154 amino acids)
Biological process (GO): activation of GTPase activity; signal transduction
Cellular component (GO): membrane
Molecular function (GO): GTPase activator activity
Source: RefSeq, a predicted model, not a curated record
GUGUGCAGUCUGGGAUGAAGCUAACGUUUCCGACAUUUCGGUACCGUGUAGGAUCGUCGGUACUCAUUUAUCUUUAAAUGCGUGCUUGCUGUGUAAAACAAAAGCGUAGUGGUUUGGAUUUGGGCUUCAUUUUUUUGUAUAAAUUGUUUAUCUCAGUUUUAGAAGUAAAACGUAAUGCUAAAUGACGUUAUCUCGUCGACUUGAGGAAAAGGGAUUUAGCUGGUUAGCUUAGCACAAUGAAGUUUUUUUUUUUUAAUGGAAACAUGAAUGUAGUCUGUAAAGGGCCAUUUUAAAUAUUAAUUCACAUUUUUAAAUAUAUUUUUCCGUUUUUAUAGAACGCGAAUGUGAAUUUAACCUCUUUUUUUCAAUUCUGAUAGUAAUUUAACUAAUCCUGAGCCUGUAGCUUACCCUCAGUGGAGCUACAUUUGAUGAAUUCGACAAGAUGGAUGACUCUCUUUAGUUCAUAAGCCUUCGUUAUUCCGUUAUUUGAAAAAAAAAAAAAAAGGUAAAGAUGUUAAAAAGGGGAACAGGUUCUAAAGCUAGCUACAGUCCGUAUUCAACGGGCCAGAGAGUCAAGAAAGCAGACAGCAAAACCAAACUGGAUCUGUUGCCCAAUAAAGCCAAUGUGUGGUUGAAACAGCUGUCCAUUCUCCAGGAGCAGCCUCGGAAAGAUGGCUCGGACGCCAGUUCUUCCUCUUUAUCUGCAUCCACCUCCACCUCUGCAAGUCUUUGUCCACCAGCUGUGGAAGGCCAAAGCUGCCAGGGCGCUCCGUCUGCCACACAUGGAAAACUGGUGGGUUGUCCGUCACCGGCAGGCACCCUGAAGAGGCCUACAACUCUGAGCCGCAAUGCCAGCGCUGCGGGCUCCCCGCUCCAGUCCUGGGUGUUCAGUAAGGGCCAAGGCCGGGCUGCUAUUGCUCAAAGCCCUCAAACCGAGACCGUGGAAAUGCCUGCAGCUAUCGAGGUGGAGGACAUCCCCCCACUGCUACGUGCUGUGGCUCGCUUCGCCGAGGCUGUGGAGAAACUCAAAGAUGUGGUUCUGGAAGACAAACAGGAGAACCGCCGCCCGUUGGCCCAUGAGUGUCUGGGUGAGGUGCUGCGGAUCCUGCGCCAAAUCAUCAACAUGUACCCACUCCUCAACACGGUGGAGACUCUCACCGCCGCCGGCAAGCUCAUCUCCCAGGUCAAAGGCUUUCAUUAUGAAGUCUGCAAUGAAACCGACAAAAAAGACUUUGAGAAAGCCAUCGAGACCAUUGCAGUAGCUUUCAGCAACAAUGUCUCAGAGCUCUUAAUGGGAGAGGUUGACAGCAGCACUCUUUUAUCAGUACUGCCCACAGAGAAGAGCAAGUCUAUGGAGAAUCUGUACAGAAUCUCUGGUAUGGAGACUUCACAGGACUCUUCUGAAUUAGCAAUGAGAGCUGAGGAGGUAGACAUCCUUCUGCAGCGUAGUGAGGGUGGAGUGGACUCUGCACUGACGUAUGCCAAGACCAUCUCCAAGUACAUGAAGGACCUCAUUGGCUACGUGGAGAAACGUCUCUCUUUUGAGGUGGAGUUUUCCAAAGGCCUCCAAAGGCUGUAUCAGACAUGCAGGCAAACAAUCACACAGCCACACAUGCCUUUCUUCUCCAUAUACUCUCUGGCACUGGAGCAGGACCUGGAGCAGAGUUCAGUAAUACAGCAAGCUGCAAACACCCUGCACUGCCAGACCUUCAUACAGCCUCUGAUGCAACGCAAACAGGAGCAUGAAAAGAAACGAAAAGAGUUGAAGGAACAGUGGCUCAAAGCCAGGAGAAAGCUGUUGGAGUCCGAGGCUAAUUUGCGACGCGCUAAGCAGGUCUACAUCGCUCGCUAUGAGGAAUAUGAGAAGGCCAAGACGGCAGCUAGCAGAGCAGAGGAGGAGGGCAGCAGCUCCACAGCCAAAGUGGUGGAUAAGAAAAAGCGACUAGAGGAAGAGGCUCGCAAUAAGGCUGAGGAAGCAGAGGCCACGUACCGAGUGUGUGUUGCGGACGCCACACAGCAGCAGCAGGAGCUGGAGCACACGAAGGUUACAGUGCUGAGACAGAUCCAGGAGGUCAUCAAGCAGAGUGACCAGACCCUCCGUUCUGCCACUAUUUCCUACUACCAGAUCAUGCACAUGCAGACCGUGGGGCUGCCCGUGCACUACCAGACUCUGUGUGAGAGCAGUAAGCUGUACGAUCCGGGACAGCAGUACGCCACCCACGUCAAAGAGCUGCAGAUGAGCGAGGAGCCCGAGAUCCAUUACACCUUUGAGCCCUACUGUGCCUCCAGCACCCAGCAGGCAGCCAGAGUGCGCAGUGACAGCUCCAACACGGACGCACCAAGCAGCACUGAAGGGACAGUCACAGCUGGAGAAACAGCCGAUCCUGCCACUGCUCAGAAAGAGGAGCAGAGGAAAGCACGAGGUCACAUGACUCACAAAUCGUGGGGCUCCACAGUGAGUGACACAGACAGUGUGGUCGGAGGGAGUGACCUCGGCUCCCCCACCAACAGUGCAGGUGACAUCAGUAAAAUGGCCCGAACAUCGUCGACAGGAACCAUGUCAUCAAAUGAGGAUGCAGACGAAAAAGAUGGGGCCAUGGCAAACUUUGAAACUUCCAACAUUAAUGGCAUCGAGCCGGAAAUCGUGGUGCCGACCGGGCCGUUUAAAAGUGUGGGCCUAUCCAAAGCUGCGCAAACUCACCGCUUGCGCAAACUGCGCUCUCCAGCAAAAUGCCGGCAGUGUGACAGCUAUGUGUACUUCCAGGGGGCUGAAUGUGAGGAGUGUUUCCUGGCUUGCCAUAAACGCUGUUUGGAGACUCUGGCCAUCCAGUGUGGACAUAAAAAACUGCAGGGCCGCCUCCAGCUCUUUGGACAGGAAUUUUCCCAGGUGUCCAGCAGCAGCUCUGAUGGAAUUCCUUUCAUCAUCAAAAAGUGCACAUGUGAGAUCGAGAGGAGAGCACUUAGGAUGAAGGGCAUCUACCGGGUGAAUGGGGUGAAAACCAGGGUGGAGAAAUUGUGCCAGGCGUUUGAAAAUGGCAAAGAGCUUGUGGAACUGUCACAAUCCUCUCCACAUGACAUCAGCAACGUGCUCAAGCUCUACCUGAGACAGCUUCCAGAGCCCAUCAUGCCUUUCCGCCUCUAUAACAGUCUGAUGGGCCUUGCGAAGGAAAGCUUGGCCCUGGUGGGACCUGAGGGAGCCGAGGCUGGGAAAGGGCCUGAUCUGGUUGAUCUGGGUCCAGAGACAGACCCUGAACUCCUGAACCUGGUGCACAGACUAAAGGAGCUUCUCAGUGAGCUGCCCAAAGCGAACAUGAGCACACUGCGCUACAUAGCGCGCCAUCUCCGCAGGAUUGCUGAGCUGGAAGAGGACAAUAAGAUGAGCCCCAGUAAUCUGGGCAUUGUGUUUGGGCCCUCAUUGAUGCGGCCCCGGCCCUCGGGGGCUACAGUGUCCCUAUCUUCUCUGGUGGAUUACCCCUAUCAGGCCCGCAUCGUGGAGACACUCAUUGUGUUUUAUCCCACUGUCUUCCCCUCUGAGUCAAAUCGCACAGGCGGUAUCACUAUAGUCCGUUCCCCAGCACUGCAGCAGGAGAGCAGUAUUGAUGGGGAGGACUCGGGUACAAAUGAUGAUGAAGUAGAUCGCACUGAAGAACAUGGAGGAACUGAAACAGACAAGAUAAAUGAGGGACUAGAAGGCUCCACAGGCACACUGGGGUCCCUGGAGCAUAGUCUGGAUUCUGACUCUGAGCUGGAGGAAGGAGGCGGGACUGAAGAACAGCCACUCUCCCCAAUCAAUAAUGAGGAUCCUGAAGUGACCCCUCCCACAGCAGAGGUACAGAAUCACUCAGGUUCAGACAGCGAACCUCCUGCAUUGCCUGAGAGUGAGCCUCCGGAGCUUGAGAGUCCAGACGAACUACCAACGAGCUCAUUCGCACAACUCAGCAUCAACCAGUCCAACAAUAAUGAGCCACAGUGUUAAUCAGCAUGAGACAUGUGUUUGGGUAUAAGGACAAAGCCCUUGAUUUAAAGAGACUCUCCUCCACUGCAGGAACCUUUUCAGGAACCCAGGAACUUUAAGCAUGUUUCCACCACAGAAACCAUUUCCUGGCCCUUAGUCUCAGUAAUCUGCUUCAGAGUUGGUACUUUUCUGCAGAUCAGGAACUUCACAAGAUGUCUGAUAUUCUUACACAAUGUCUUUUAAAAAAAAAACUGUGUUUAGGUAACAAGCUUGUUUUAUGUCAGAUGCAGUGCAGGAUGACAGCCACAUUUCCAUGAUGCUUUUGUUUUCACACACAUGGUGAGUCAAAAAUAUAGUGGCUGCAAAAAAGUCUUGAAAUUGCACUUCAUGCCUGCUUUACUGCUGCUGGUUUAAAACUCUAAUUUAAUGUUAACCCUGCAUUCACACUGGCAGUGAGGCGACAUGACAAAGCAGCUUCAUUUACAUCGAGAGUUGAUGAAUUAUCGCGACAGAAGGUGGAGCAACUGCGAGGUGAGGGGGGUGAUCCACUUGACAAAGUUCAUUGGAGAUUAAACUGAGAUUAAAAUUACAUACUUAUCAGAAGCAAAAAUAAUGUGGCUACUACCACUGUGGGUAAGGAACAGUGGCACACCCCCAAACUAAAACAUUAUCCUGUGCACCUACAGGCUUGAAGUGUUUGACGCGCCAAAAUAGAUCAGUGUCUAUAAUCCUGAUGGCAUUGAUGGAGGUAGUAGCAUGAAAGUUGAAGCUGAUCAGUUAGAAAGUUAGAAGAUGAUCAGUAUAUACAGGGUGUACAAGUGAGGAGGUGAAAGAGCUGGACAGACUAACGGACUAAAGCGAUACUGCAUUGCUCUCUUUAGGUAGAGAUGAAGCAAGGGCAAAUUCCCACUAGCCCCAUUAUGAACAGCAUUUUUGAUAAUGUGAUGGAAAUUGUGAUUAUAUUAUAUUGAUUAUAAAUAAUGAUAUACAAGUGAUUCAGGGUGGAUUUUUUCUUUAAGAGGAAGAAACAUUUUAGGUUCAUUCUGACACUAGUAGACACUGAUGAACUGCAUGGAUGCAAGUUAUACCUGCUGCAUGACGCUAAAAACUUGCUGCCAGUGUGAAUGCAGCGUAAUUCCCAGCAUCUACCAUGUUGCUGUAGUUUAGCUGAAAAGUCUUUACCGUUGCGUAACAUCUUCUAUUGUUUAUAACAGUCUUGGGUCCUGCAAUGAGCCAGAACUGUUUAGUUCUUGUUCAGGAGAGUUCCAGAACUCUUUAGUUGCUCAGACGGUUCCAGAAACUGGAUGAAAACAUGCAUAAGGUGGUCCAAAUUAUAUGGUUCUUUUUUUUUUUUUUUUUCAGAAACAGUGUAGUGUUAAGAUACUAAACACCACAUGAACGUGAUGUCUGCACCUUGUUUUCACUGUGGCAUGGUUAACUAUGCACAUUCCUUUUUAUCUGCAUGUUUCUCAGGAAUGGUUCUAUACAGAACCUGCGUGUGCUCAUUGAUUACCACACAUCCGCAUUUUUUUUUUUUUAGAACAAACAUGGAUAUUUAAAUGCGUCAAGCUCAUGUGUGUAGUGGUGUGAGUAAGAAGCGUAAUUCAGUAUUCUUCACUAACAAGUGAAAACUAGCAGUUACAACAGAACACAUUCUUUUCAUACAUUAUUAGAAAUGUAGAUGUUUUUUUUCCAAGCUAUUGUUGGUGAAAAUGUGCAUGUCCAUGUCUUAAUUAAUUUUUAAUGUACUAUUCUUUUAAUAAAAUCAGCUGGUCAACUUCUCCUAAAAGCUGACAGGUGGCAAUA